UCGGAGACCGGCUAAGCGGUUGUGGCUUAGGCUAGCCAGUGGAGUCUUGUCAUCGUCAUCAACCGAGCUGCAAGCACGAGGGUUCUUCAUCCAACGAACGAUGCAUCUAAAGACGCAGUCCUUUCUGGUCCUUUGCUUUCUUUCGCAACCAUGAUACUUAAUCAGAUAUCAUAUUUGGAUUGUGUUGCCUUUCUGGUCUUCCUUGCACCUCAAUUGCUGGUUCAAAUUGGCCUGUUUCCCAUCCUCAAAUGGCUAAUUCCAGCUCUGCCGUUCAUAGUGUAUGAAGCCUUGGUCAUUCCAUAUCAAUUUGUUCGCGAACGAUACUUUCUCCCAUUUGAGAGACGCAGCCCAUUUGUGAGGAAGGCGACACCUUUCCAGGACUUCGUUAUCAGAUGUGUUCGCUAUGCAUUUGCGAAUAUGCCAGCCUCCAUUGGCCGCGUGUUCUUUUCGAAGGGUGUCUCGUUGCCUUUCCUGCGAUUCCGAAUGCUACGACAUGGCAUUGUCACAAGUCCGAUCAGGUGGACUGAGGUCAAGAGGCCUGACUUCAGAGGUGUUCUGAUCAAGCACAAUCAGCAAGAGCAGCCUGAUAUCAUCGUCUACUACGCUCAUGGCGGCGGCUUCUCGAUGGGCAGUUCUUACUUUUACAUGGAGUUCCUGCUCGCAUGGGUUGCGCUCCUCAAGGCUGCUGGCUACAGAAAUCCUGCUCUCUUUGCCCUGGAAUACACCUUGGUUCCUGAUGCAACAUACCCAACCCAGCUUCACGAGACGCUGGCCGGCUACAGAUACGUGCUAUCGCUUGCCCAGUCCUCAACUAGAGUGGUCGUUGGUGGUGACUCUGCUGGGGCGACCCUCAUGCUGAGCUUCUUGCUCUAUUUGACAGAGCAUGCAGAGUUCAGGCACCAGCGACCUGGAUUGGCGGUCAUGAUCAGCCCAUGGGUCACCAUCGUUUCGAAGAACAACCGCAACACUGCAUCAGACUUUCUUAACGAUAACUCUCUUGAACUGUACGGUCGCCAAUACAUCGGGAAAAAAGCAUCAGCGAACGAUCCCAUGGUGUCACCAGGCCACUGCAAAGAUACCAAGAAAUGGACCGAAGCAUCACCGGAGGAGGGCUGGUACUUCCUGUACGGCAGCGAAGAAGUGCUUGGCCCUGAGACCAGGGAGUUGAUCAGCCUUUUAAGAAGUACUGGCACGCAUGUGGAUGAGUGGGAAGACCAAGGCGGCAUUCAUGCGUGGCCUGUUGCAAGUUUGUAUCUAGGCAAAAGCAGAGACGAACGACUUGGUGGACUGCAAAGCAUCGUUGGAGCUAUCAAGCACAGGAUACUAUGAUGACAACACCACUCAGU
Messenger RNA from Macroventuria anomochaeta, 1346 nucleotides. Its product is annotated as alpha/beta-hydrolase. Lineage: Eukaryota; Fungi; Ascomycota; Dothideomycetes; Pleosporales; Didymellaceae. The transcript has 3 exons. Gene Ontology annotation, molecular function: hydrolase activity. The coding region runs from base 151 to 1329 and encodes 392 amino acids. The record is from RefSeq and is a predicted model, not a curated record.